This is a messenger RNA of Cylas formicarius (sweet potato weevil), 3548 nucleotides long. RefSeq lists its product as uncharacterized. The record is from RefSeq and is a predicted model, not a curated record. The coding region runs from base 2198 to 3142 and encodes 314 amino acids. Gene Ontology annotation, biological process: neurogenesis. Gene Ontology annotation, cellular component: cytosol. NCBI's taxonomy places the organism in Eukaryota, Metazoa, Arthropoda, Insecta, Coleoptera, Brentidae. The transcript has 4 exons.
GGGCGCGCAGAGGGGCGGCCGAUUCGGUGGCAAUUGUGGUACAUGCGGGUUUAAAGGCUUCAAGUGGCUCGCCAGGGCUUCCCCUAACUCCUACGUUUUUAUCCUUAGUUAAGUGACCCUUACUCGACUCGAACGGCGGAAUUAAUUAAGUUUGGUUUAAGUUAACUUCACUCGAUAAUAAAAAUAAGACGUUUGUAACUUGCUUGACUUCCUAGUGUUCUUAUUACGGUUAAAUGAGGCGCACUUAAACCCGAAUUAGGCCCAUGCGGGUUUUAGUGGAUUCGUUUAAGCCCGGUUUCACUUUUAACUACGACUUGGUGGGAAUAAACCCGGUUCCGUAUAAAACGGGUUUAACCAAGCAGCCAACUAAUCCCGGUUUCAGUAAAACGAGUUUAAGUUCUAAACUAAACUAAACCGUCCCUCUUUCACUAAUUAAGCUAGGCUUAAUUCGGCAUAAACCGGAUUUGAAAGCGGCCCGGGUAAGCCCGGUUUAAACGGGUGUCGUUCCAGGAGUUUUGCGCAACUAAACCGGGUUUAAGUUAACUGCGUCUAAUAGAGAAGGAAUAAAGAAACUUCCGCUCGUAGGAAACGCGAUUUAAAGAAAACCGAUUUAACUAAACCCGGUUUAAGCGUGGCGUGGCUGAACCGAACGAUUAAGCUAGCAUGGUUAAACCCGGUUUAACUAAACCGCGUCAUCACUAGAACCGGUUUAACCCAGUUUGGGCCGGUUUAACUUAUAACGUAAACUUGAUUUAACUGAAUCGAGUUUAAGUUAACUAUAUCGAAUAAUAAUUAAUAUUACUAAAUGCGGUUUAUCUAAACGCAGUUUAAGCCAGCUUGAUAUUAACCUGAGUUUAAGUGAACCAGAUUGAAAUGCGGUUUAACUAAAAUAAACUAUAUUAAAAUAGAGAUUAAAUAAGCUGGGCUUAAAUGUAUUCCAUGUAAACCUGAUUAACUAAACGCGGUUUAACAAAAUUCGAUUUAAGUAAGCUAAGUAAAAUUUAAGUAAGGUUUAAGUAACUCGGGUUUAAGACUACAUCGAAUAAUAACGUUAAAAAAGUAGCUAAUAAAAAACGUCUUAUUAUUACUAAAUGUAGCUUAUCUGAACGCCGUUUAAGCCCGUUUAAUUAACCUGGGUUUAAGUAAACUUGAUUUAAAUGCAGUUCUACGAAACGGGGUUGAAGAAAAUUCGAUUUCAGUAAACUUGGUUUGAACGGGUGUGGUUUAGCUAACCCCGACCCAAAACUGUAAUUAAACUCGGUUUAAGGAAACAUGUGGCGUAAAUUGAAGCGGAUAAGUUAUCAUUUAUUUAAACCGGGAUUUGCGCAAGUAAUCUCGUUUUAAGUAGUCGGAUUUUAAGUUAACUUCGUCUAUUAUUAUUAUUAUUAUUACUAAAUGCGGUUUAUUUAAACUUAGUUCAAGGCCGUUUAAUUAACGUGGGUUUAAGUUAAAAUUUGAAAACUUGGCUUAAGGCGUAAACAAACUGCAUUAAUUAAACUCGGUUUAACUGAACUCGGUUCGAGUAAAGCCGUUUUAACGACCACCGAGCGACGUCUACGAAUCGGGUUUUAAUCUCCGUUUAAAUGCAGAGCGAUCGAGAUAAGAGAUAGCGGCUUCGGUGGCUUCGCAAUACAAUAAUUACGGCUCGGCGGCGUCAAAACUCGAGAUUAGGCGAAAUUCCGGAACAACAAAUUAAUAAGUAAUCCGGGGGCUCGAGGGAUCGUCGCGUUUCGGCGGCAAACGCCGGGCCGACCUUCGAUCGCUUAUCUCUCGCGAAAGGGAGCGAUAAGAGGGACGGCCCCGCCGUUUUAUCGUAGUAGGCCGCGCUACCGCGUUUGGCACGCGAAUCGGAACGCGUCCGAACGUCUAUUUAUAAACGCGCAGGAAUUUUCGCUAAUUUUAGAGAGGCCGUCGGUUUUUCGAAAACGCGUGGCCCGGGGCGCGCGCGCGCGCGCGAUUUCAAUUAGCGCCGUUUUUAAAGGCGCUAACGAGCCGCCGUUUGUGGAACGCGUUAGCGGACGGUGUCGAAAUGUUUGCGCGGCCGCGCGACGAUAGGCAACCAAUAUUGCGCUCAGUUGGCCGGGACGCACGCCGGCGUUGCAAAUGGCGGAUCAGGUCGGCCGUGCGCGGUGCUGCCAAUCCUAAAUAACUAAAAACGGCAAUAAAAACAGCAGAAAAGAGUAGGUCGUGCGAAGCCAUGGUGCAGGUGACCAGCGAUGAAACAGAACCGAUCCUCGGUCGGCACGGCUCGGACGACGCGAAAACCUUCGGGGGGUGCCAGUUCGCCGACGACGCUUCCCAGAACGUCUCCAGUUCGACGGCGGCGGACCCGUUAACGAUCGACAAUCCGGCGGUCGCCCUCGAGCUCUUCGACACCGCCGUCAAGAUCCGCAACGCGCACCUCGCGAGGCAGUGCAUCGCGAGCCUCAACGGUCAUGUGCGCGAGGGCAACGCGCUCCAGAUCCUCGUCGGUAUCGGCGGGCGCCGCAAGAACCCCGACGGCGACGAUUUCGAGCCGUCGGCGCCGCCCGCCGUCGAGAUCGACGACGCCGUCCCCGAAGGAUGGGUCGCGGAACUCGUCGACGGCGUGCGCCACAACUGCCUCCUCGAAAUCGACAAGCACGGCGACCACGUGCUCAAACAAAAGGAGAUCGUGGACCUCGGUUACGAGGACCUGCUGGCCAUCGUCACCAGAGACACCCUGCAGGUGUCUAGCGAGUUGGUCGUCUACAGCGCGACGAUGCGCUGGUGCAUGCACGAGUGCAAACGGAGGACGCUCCAGACGCAGCUCAUCAACAUCAAGGCGGUGCUCAGGGACCUGGUAUACGCGCCCAGGUACGGCCUGAUGACGAAGCGAGAGUUCUUGACGCGCACCGUCGACGGCGUCAAGGGCCCCGACCGGAGCGGCAUCCUCGACGAAACCGAAACCAACCGGAUCCUCGAACACAUCCGCAGGCGGGAAAAGGGGCGGAAAAGGUCCGCCACGGAGGAGCUGCCCUACAAGGGCUCGCAGGAGCGGAAGCCGGGCAACCUGAAGCCGCGGGUGGUCUCGUUGGACGGACAGAACGGCGCGAAAUGCGACGGCGCGUGCGAGAGGGCGCUGCUCAACUUUUUAACGUGCUGGACGGCCGUUUUCGAUUGACGACGCGUACCAAAAGUCGAUAUUUUUUACGCGAAAUCCGCCCGACGCGGCGUUUGCUGUGAUGACGCGAGUUCUAGGCGAGGCCUACCAUAUCUACGUUUCGCUCGAGUUUUUUUUUCUCUCUUAAACAAAGUAUUUAUCGAACGUUGGUCGUUUUCCUUAUUGAAAUAUUUGCGUUUAAAAAGCGUCUCUAAUGUUGGCUCGUUGUUUAGGAAUAUAUAGUUGUUGGCGUAGUCAAACUACUGGGUGUUUUUGUCGAGACGUCGUUCUUUUCGAAAAAGACAAUCUCUCGCCCGAUAUAUAUAUAUAAGUGUUACUUAAUCGAUGUGCGUUGCAUCUUUUCCAUCUUUGUUUAAAGACUAUGCGGAGAAAUAAACACCUUUUCGAUAGCGAGUCGUGUCAGUUC